UGGUUCAAUUCAUAACUUAGUGGUUUGCAGAUGGAAUGUAAAUGGGGGUCCGUGUUGUGGGACUCCGUUGGUAAAUGUAAAUAACCGUGGACGUGGCAAAUAUGAGCAUGGAGUGGGGAAGAAAUGCGUGUAAUUGAAUGGUGUAUACUGAGACCGAACUUGACAAAUAGUUUAUGUGCAGCCAAAAUUAUCCGUAAUAUGUCAUUUGUGACCGACCGUUUUCAAAAUAACUAUGAUGGCAACUGAAACCAUAUUGUAACGCAUUACAGAUUCCUGCAUUGUGACGUAAUAGAGGUGUGUUGUGCUCGCACAGUUAGUGUUACAGUUAGAUUUGCUAUCAAGGACACCUGGUGACAUUGGGAAAGUAUUGUCUGAAGUGGAAAACGAGGUUAAAACAACACAUGCAAAUUCACAUUUGUGUAUGACUUGUUGAUAAUAAAAUGGAUCGGAUUGAAGAAAAUAUUAGACGUCUGUUGGAUGGGCGAGCACUAGAAGACUCCCAAGAUCUCUGUGACUUCACACUAGAAGAACAGAAUGAGGCAGCAGUUGCUAAAGGUGUUGCACCAACUGCAUCUUCAGACUACAGACCCAUAGUAAAGUCUACUGUGACCUAUAUUGUUGUGGGGGUUCUUAUUAAUGAUGUCGGAGAGGUGUUAAUGAUGCAGGAAGCCAAAAGUUCAUGUGCUGGGAAAUGGUAUCUACCUGCUGGUCACCUUGAGCCUGGUGAAGACAUACUGGAAGGAGUAAGGAGGGAAGUGUUAGAGGAGACAGGACUUGUGAUGGAGCCCACAACUCUCCUUAUGGUGGAGUGCGCAAGUGGAGCCUGGUUCCGUUUUGUCAUAACUGGGGCUGUAACAGGUGGAUCCCUGAAAACACCAAAGGAUGCUGACUCUGAAUCUCUCCAGGCUAAAUGGAUAAAAGAUCUUGGUGAACUGAACCUUCGUUGCAGUGAUAUUCAUACAAUAAUAGAGAGAGCAAGGAACUAUCAUGUGAGAAAAGAUGAGCCUUGGCAUGGCUGCAUUUUGCCUGCAGUAAGGCCACAUCACAAACUGCUGCUCCAGCUUGUUGUCUGCAUUAGGAAAAGAAGCAAUAACCGUGUUCACAUUCUCUUAUCUGAAAAGACUGAAGUUCAUUUACCAGUCUGUGAAAUAAAUCCAACCAGAAAUCUUCAUUCAACGCUGAAGAAGUUCAUGACUGAAAUAUUUGGCGCAGACCUUCCACCUCACAAACCUCAUGGUAUUUUGUCCGUGGAACAUUGUGGAAAGCCUGAAGCAACAAAUGAUGGUCUAUGCCUUACUCUCCUUGUGUCAUUUCGGAUACCUCUGGAAGAAGUCGGUAUCAUCGACAAAUACACUUGGCUAGAGGUGUCCAAGCAACUGGGAGAUGAGCUACUUGAGAGGCUGCCCAGAAAUAUGGCUCUCCCUCUGCAUGUGAUUCGGUAAACAGAAUACACGUUAUGGAAGAUACUGCUGUUAUGCUAGGAAGGCUACUGACUGGUUAGCAUGUUGUCUGUUUCAUCUCAUCCAUAGAUGUAUGAUCUGUUAUGCCAGCUUAUGUCUUACACACUUGCCAGUUCUCAGGCAUACUCAGUCUCAGAACAAGAAUCUGUAUUCAGACUGUAAUGCAUUUUUACUUUAAUUUUUAUAGGAAAUGGUAAUUGUCAUCAGCAGCAGCUCAUGGCUGUAUGAAUAAGUAGGGCCAGGACUGAAUCCCCCCAUCCCACCCCAUAAUCUGUGGCUGAACGUCGUACUCCUCUUGGUAGAAAUACUGGGUACAGCAGUUGGAUCUGAAGGAUUUAGGCAUUCUGUUCUGAAACUUGUGUAACAAGAAUGAAAGGAACUAUAACAUUUGAACAAUGCAAUUUAUUUGCCUAAUAAUUACUCCUUAAAAUGGCACCAAUCAAAUGUUCUCCAUAUGCCUCACUAUUGUAAUCUGUCAUGAAAAUAAUUCAUCACACACCGCUGCAAGUCUGGAUUUAUAUUAAUUUCUUUGAUUUUUUGUCUUAUCAUGUUCUCUAGUUCUUGAAUGAGAUGUGGCCUGAUUUUGAAACACUCUUUCUUCAAGACAUACUCAGAGAAAAAAAUCGUGAGCUGAAAGAUCUGAACACUGAGGAGGCCAUUGAAUAUUGCUAAAGCAAGAAAUUAUUGGCCAGAAAAACAUUUCUCAAUAAAUUUAUUGUCUCUCUGGCAGUAUGGGUAGUAGCAGCUAUAGCCAUGCUUCAUUCCUGUUGACUUCUGACCUUCGCCAUUCCUCAAAUAAAAAUGUUUGUAAUGUUUCGUACUAGC
Messenger RNA from Cryptotermes secundus, 2285 nucleotides. Its product is annotated as 8-oxo-dGDP phosphatase NUDT18. Lineage: Eukaryota; Metazoa; Arthropoda; Insecta; Blattodea; Kalotermitidae. The record is from RefSeq and is a predicted model, not a curated record. The transcript has 6 exons. Bases 441 to 1442 code for a protein of 333 amino acids. Gene Ontology annotation, molecular function: magnesium ion binding; 8-oxo-dGDP phosphatase activity; 8-oxo-GDP phosphatase activity.